Molecule: messenger RNA, 2092 nt
Organism: Fusarium redolens
Lineage: Eukaryota; Fungi; Ascomycota; Sordariomycetes; Hypocreales; Nectriaceae
Exons: 3
Coding region: 470-1720 (416 amino acids)
Cellular component (GO): cytoplasm
Source: RefSeq, a predicted model, not a curated record
UCACUUUCUUUGCCUUGUACCUGCCGUACCUGUCCUGUACCUUACGUAGCUAAGGAAAAAAAACAAAGCUCUUUUCUCCUUGUCUUUAAAGGAUUAGGCUGUGCGUGCUGUGCGUUCCGUUGAUAAAUGAGCUGCAUCUCCUCCCACCUUGUCUGUCCCGGUCCCUUGUCUCUUCUCCCCCAAACUUUGUCUCUUACACCGAAACACAAUCAAUCAGUCACUUUGAUACGUCGCAUUUACAACCGAAUCGAUCCCGCCAACGAUCAAGCGAAUUUGCAUUAGACUAUUGAGUUCGCAAUCAUCAUCUUCUUCGAAUACGAUUUGCUUGUAGGCUCCAUCGCAUCGCUUCUUUCACUCGAUCACCAUUGUCAUUGCGCCUCGACUCAACAGAACCCGACGAGUCUUUCGCGGGGGCCUAAACAAUUCCCCAGAACCCAUCUCUUCCUUCCAGAGCAGUGCAGUCGCCACAAUGAAGGAUUCAAGCGACAAGCAAUGGGCCAAGGCUUACAUUCUUGACCCAUUAAACGACAUCGAACCAAACCAAGACACCGGUAUCGGCGCAUCUCACAACCUUGCUGCUCAACUUCGAGGCAUUUCUCUUGAGGGCUCGAGUUCAAACUCAAACAGAAACCGCUCUCCCGAGAGAAAGCACAAGCACAAAUCAAGCCAUUCAAGUCAUAGACAUCGCCAAGGCAACUAUCCUACUCCGCCAACAUCUGCCAGCCCAACCCGCGACAGCUUUCAUUCCUCGAACCCUUUCUCCGACGCUGCAGCUGCGCGCCGUCAAUCUUCAGCUCCAUCAGUGACCGUAUCCCCCCCGGAUUCUCCCCCAGGUCCAUCCGAUACUCGUCGUGUCCCAUUCAGCUCCUCUGUCAAUCGGUCGGCCAGUGCUAGAGUUCCGCCCCCACGUAAUAGACCCCAAGUUCAACACAACCGCAGCUUCAGUACCAGCAAUUGCGGAGUUUCACGCCAACGCUCACUGAUCCAACGAUACCCAGGCGACAUGUCUCACCGUCCUCUCGACAUCCUUAGAAAGGAGGCUCGCGCGGCCGAUCGGGCCCCCCAUCUUCGUCGCAAGCAAAUGCCCAUGACAGACACAAUUGAUGCUCUGGAUACCAUUGGCGGGAUGUAUCAUCAUGGCGGUCCCUAUGACGCCACUCUGGCUAGCCGCAACCGCAACAAGAUGUAUUCACCCGUUGCCGCUGUUGAAGACUCGAACCGAGAAGCUCUUCGAGCUACUCCCAGAGAAAAUAUCCAAGAUUCUCUACUCAAGAAGAUGCCCCUUCAAGGCACUGCUGAUAUUCCCAGCGGCGAGCGGGACAUCAGUGGCAACACCAUCGAUUACGAGGAGGGUGCUGAUCUCAUGAGAGAGCCUGACGCUGUCGGUGGCGCAUACAAGCGUUGGGAUGGCAUUCAAUACCAUCCCGAUGACCUCAAGGGCAAGGGCGAGCCCUCUUACACCUAUGAGAAGGACCUCAAAGAGCAAAAACGCAUUCGCCGGGGUGAACCCGUCGAGUACGAGCUCUCAUCAAACAUGCGAGGCAGCAGACGUCCACCAUUCAGCCACAACCGAAGCUUCAGCGAGAAUCCACGAACAACCCCUGAAUUCUCAAACGACACUGACAUUCGCCGCAACAACUCAACAGGCCGACACCGCCUCAGUGAUGGUAUCCGACGACGUUUCGGUAGCAUGCGACGCAAGAAGGCUGAGGUCGAGUAAAUGCCUUGAACUUUGUGAUACUCCUUUGUGAUUUUAACUUGGAUUGGUACUGGCGUUUUCUUCUGGGAUACAUAUAUAUGGGAAAAGGUUUCUUGGGCGAGCAAUGACGUUUAAAGAUCAGUCAAGGAUUGAUGAGACGGGCGCUUUAGGAUGUAUGUUUGGUUAUGGCCAGUUCCGAUUUAUGGAAGAAACAGACUUGGGAAAACAAAAGUCGUUUACUAUUCAUUUGCUUUGUUCUUUUCUUUACUUGUAAAUGGGUCUCAGCAUGCAUAUAUACAGCUGUGUUUGUACUGUCACCCCUUGAAAAGACACAAUCAUUUGACAUUCAUGUACGAGGUUCCAGAAUGGCCACGAGGCAAUGUAGAAAUAAAC